Messenger RNA from Penicillium crustosum, 1719 nucleotides. RefSeq lists its product as uncharacterized. Gene Ontology annotation, molecular function: iron ion binding; monooxygenase activity; heme binding. NCBI's taxonomy places the organism in Eukaryota, Fungi, Ascomycota, Eurotiomycetes, Eurotiales, Aspergillaceae. Bases 1 to 1719 code for a protein of 572 amino acids. The record is from RefSeq and is a predicted model, not a curated record. The transcript has 2 exons.
AUGUCGAGGCUUGAGAUAGCCCUUUCUUCCACACUUGAUCAUCUCCUCAAACACAUCUUUCUCGGAACUGUAUUUCUCACAUCUCUUUACGCACUCUACCGAUGGCUCCUCCCCAAGCCGCUUCCGGGUAUUCCCUUCAACCAGAAGUCUGCCCAGUCAAUUUGGGGUGAUGUCGUGGAACUCCGAGACGAUCCUUCGGGGUUGGCGAAAUGGUGCAGCAAGCAGCUUGAGAAUCACGGCUCGCCAAUUUGUCAGGCGUUGAUGGGCCCCCUGUCGAAGCCGGUGGUACUGGUUGCAGACGUUGGAAAUGCCCGAGAAAUGCUGAUGGGACGAAGUGAUUUUGACCGAUCCGCAUAUAUCAUCGAUCGAUUCCCGCUCUUUGGGGAAUUUCAUCUGAACAUGAAAACGGGAGAUAACUGGAGGCAGUCUCGGAACUGGUUGAAGGAUCUCCUUGCUCCACAGUACCUUCACAAUGUUGCUGGUCCUGCUAUUCACUCCUCCGUUCUUAAACUCAUCAAGUUAUGGGAACAUAAAUCCUGCGUGGGCGACAGUAGAGCUUUCAGUAUGGUGUCGGAUCUGAAAACUCUUGCUUUGGAUGUUAUUGUAGCCUUUCACUUCGGUUCCGACUUUCAAGACUCGGCUCUGGAUAGACAGGUUGAUCACGUUGGGAAGCUUGAUGGGUCAAAAUUGCCCUGUGGGGAGCACAACGAGGUCGAAUUUUCUAAAGCCCCAUUGCACGAGUUUCAGCAGGCUCUCACAGACGUGGGUGAUAAGAUGGCGGCUAUUUACACUACAAAAUGGCCACCGCUGAUCGUGGCUUGGUGGGUGCGCUACAUUUCUCCUUACUAUAGACCUUUCUUCCAGGCAAAGGAUCGAUUUAUUCGCAAGCACAUCAACCUUGCCGUGCGGCGCUACCGAAACGAUGAAGAGCCUUCAACGGGGAUCGAUUACAUGGUGUACCGAGAAGAAAAGGCAGCCCGAAAGGCCUAUCGCCAGCCGAUGUUUGAUAAGCAGAUAAUGAUUGACGAGGCGUACGGUAACCUCAUCGCAGGGCAACAUACCACGAGUGCGGCUCUCGUAUGGAUCUUGAAGUUGUUAGCCGAUUAUCCCAGCGUCCAGGAGAAGCUCCGCGAGGAGCUGCAGGGAAUCUUUGUUGGUGCGAUGCAAGAGAAUCGACUGCCUACAGCAGCUGAAAUCAUAACGUCGAAGCUUCCGUACUUGGAUGCCGUGCUGGAGGAAACUCUUAGACUACGCGCCGCGAUGCUAGUCCCACGGGACGCAACAAAAGAUACAGAGUUGCUUGGUCGUCGAAUUCCGAAGGGUACGGUUGUUCUACUUGUUUGCCAAGGACCGGACUACAAGCCGUCACCUCCAUCGAAAUACUGGAGUGAUGUCAAAGCGUCAAGAGUGUAUCCUGGCAAAGGAAAUCUAGACCUGGAGGUAUUUGACCCAGAGCGAUGGCUUGUGCGAAAUGAGAAGGGAGAUCUUGAGUUUGACGGGUCAAGUUAUCCACAGUUGGCGUUCGGGUUGGGGAUUCGAUCUUGUUGGGGACGUAGACUUGCCAUGGUAGAGAUGAGAAUUAUGACUACAUUGAUGACACUCAAAUUUGAGUUGAAGGAUGUACCAGAAGGGUUGCGUGGGCAUGAGGCGAGUUAUGAUAUUUCUUAUCGGGCGAAGAAAGGGUUCCUUCGUCUAAAGAGUCUUGGGGAAGUCCCUUAA